Jatropha curcas is the source of this 2460-nucleotide messenger RNA. RefSeq names its product increased DNA methylation 1. Gene Ontology annotation, molecular function: transcription corepressor activity. Gene Ontology annotation, cellular component: nucleus. Gene Ontology annotation, biological process: negative regulation of DNA-templated transcription; regulation of transcription by RNA polymerase II. Lineage: Eukaryota; Viridiplantae; Streptophyta; Magnoliopsida; Malpighiales; Euphorbiaceae. The record is from RefSeq and is a predicted model, not a curated record.
GUCACAAGAAGAACCCCUUUUCUACUAAAAUUUUCAUUUAUAAGACAUUUGAUUUUUGCUCUUUAAGACUCUGCAAAAUCCCUUUGUGUGAAUUGUAUUCCGAGGUGUUUGAAGAACUUUCCGAUCAUUUACUUCCGACGAUAAGCGUAUAAUAUCGGAAGAAAUCCAGCACAUACCGAGAGUCUAAAUUGACCGUUCUCGGAAAAUCUUAGAUAUUCAAUUUCUUGCAUACAAAAAAAAGAAAAAAAAAAAAAUCUCAAACUUUGAAGAAUGGCCUAUGAUCUAAGGGAAAGAAAGCAAAAGAGCGUGAUUGUCAGCUAUGAAAGUGAAGAAGAAGAAGAUAACAAUGACUCUUCUGUCUCAGAUCCUGAUUAUACAAGAACUAGACGUCCAAGAAACAAGAAUUAUUGCAAAUCAAUCCAAAAAUUGCAAAUAAAUCCAUCUGAGCUCAAGUUUCCAGGCAUAAAUGGAACUAUUUUUGCAAUAAGAUCGAGGGGUCGCCCUCCAAAGAAAAGAUCCAUUAGAAGUUUAGAGGAACCAAAUAAAAGGAGAAGGUCAGGUUCUUUUUCAAAUCAAGAACUUGGUUCUUCUAAUAGACAAACAGUACAAGCACUUGGUGCUUCUAGUGGACAAACAGUACUAACACUUGGUGCUUCUAGUAGACAAACAGUACUAGCACUCGGUGCAUCUAGUAGACAAACAAGAAUAGCACUCGGUUCUUCUAGUAGACAAACAAGAGUAGCACUUGGUUCUUCUAGUAGACAAACAAGAAUAGCAGAGAAAACUAUAUUAUCAUGGUUAAUAAACCACGGGGGCGUCUCGGAAAAUGAUAGAGUUCAAUAUAUUGACAGAAGGAUCCUAAAGGAAGGGAUGGUAAGAAGAGAUGGUAUUUGGUGCAGAUGUUGCAAUGUAGUUAUGAGUAUCUGGGAUUUUGAAAUGCAUGCAGGAAACUAUUCAAGUAGGCCAUAUAAGAAUACAUAUGUUUUUCGCACAGGCAAGCCUCUUGUAAACCUCCUUAAUGAGAUGUGGCAUAAAAAGGAAGAUGAACGACAUUUAUUUAAUGUAGUUGUGCCACAAAUUGGCGCAACUGAUGCUAAUGAUGAUGCUUGUCUGCUAUGUGCUGAUGGAGGUGAUCUCAUAUGCUGUGAGAAAUGCCCCUCCGCAUUCCACCCAACCUGCAUUAAUAUGGAGAACAUACCUCAAGAAGAUUUUUUAUGCACUUACUGUGUCUGCAAACAUUGUGGUGGCAUCAAUGGAGAUAUGCUUACAUGUUCUAUGUGUGGCAAGAGAUAUCACUGGGAUUGUUAUGUUGAUAGAGAGAAUGUGGAUCUUAACGAUACUGAGCUUGCCUUAUGUUGUGGACCUAUCUGCAAAGAGGUUUAUUGGAAGUUUAAGAGGAUGCUUGGAGUUAGACACGCGAUGAAAGAGGGAUUAACAUGGACAUUGGUACAUCGAAUGAAACCAUUUGAAAUUGAGGAUGAGCAAACAAGAAUAAUAAGUAACUGUAAGACUGAGGUGGCAUGGGAUUUUCUGAAUGAAUGUUUCAGCACUGCUACAGAUCGCCAUAGCAGGAUAAACAUCUUGCAAAGUGUGGUUUGUAAUAGAGAAUCAAAUUUGACAAGAAUGAAUUUUAGAGGCUUCUUUGUUGCUUUGCUGGAGAAUAAUGAUGGUAUCGUUUCAGCUGCAACUGUAAGAAUGCAUGGGAAAGAUUUGGCUGAGAUGCCUUACAUCGCAACUCAAGAGAACUACAGGGGUCAAGGGAUGGCAAGAAAGCUAUUUGAUGCACUUGGAUAUGUCUUUUCUUGCAUUGGGCUCAAAGAGAUGGUUAUACCAUCCAUCGAUCACCUUGCACCCAUGUGGCAGGGGAAAUAUGGGUUUACCCCCAUUGAUGAUGUGGUGAAGCAUAAGCUUGUCAACUUCAACACUCUAAUGUUUCCAGGUACGAUCAGGCUGCAAAAGAUCUUUCCGGAUGCACCUGCUAGUUUCUCUGCAGCUGCUGGUUGCUCUGCAGCUGCUAGUACCUCUGCAGCUAUGGACAAUAAGAAUGAUAAGAACUGCAAAGAGCUGGCCCUUUUGAAUUUGAAUCUUGAUCCUCCUGAACCUCCAGAGGAUGAGAAAGUAAGACCAGUGAUAUGGAUUGAUGAUUAGAAGAAUAUGCCAUUAGAAGUACCGUUUUUGGCGAAUUUGGUUAAACAUUAGUUCAUGCAUGAAGGUUAAUUUACUAUAAUUUGAUGUUCAACUCGGAACUUUUCAUUUGCUGUCGUUUUUAUAUUUUAAUAAGCUGGAAACUUUGAUAUCCCCCGGCAUUUUAAAGGAUGGUAAGCGGAAAGAUACUCUGCUUAUCCAAUAUUUAUGUCUGUUAUUUUGUUGUUUGUUCUGUUCUGGUCUUGUCAGACUUUAAGGCAGUAUUGCUACAUUUAAAUGAACUCAUUCGUUGAGAAAAAUGUUUGAAAGCUCUUA